This is a messenger RNA of Suillus paluster, 2307 nucleotides long. RefSeq names its product dicarboxylic amino acid permease. Gene Ontology annotation, cellular component: membrane. The record is from RefSeq and is a predicted model, not a curated record. The transcript has 11 exons. Bases 396 to 2057 code for a protein of 553 amino acids. Gene Ontology annotation, molecular function: amino acid transmembrane transporter activity. Lineage: Eukaryota; Fungi; Basidiomycota; Agaricomycetes; Boletales; Suillaceae. Gene Ontology annotation, biological process: amino acid transmembrane transport.
GGACGAACCAGUCCUCGUCAUGGUUUUGUCAAUACCAUAUCACUUACAGGCGCUCGCUGCUUGCAAGUCCAGUCGAUGCUGCGAGACACGAUGGACGACCUCCUCAAUUGGCUGGGGGGCUUCUGGAACGAGAGCAGUCAUGCCGCCUAGUCUCUAUUACACCAGCUAAAAUCUUACGGUAUGUUCAAACUCUGACACUCACAGUACCUUGUCUUUAUCUUGAUGAUGAUUCAUGCGACGCUUUUUAUAGUUCCCCUCUGUGAACACCUUGGCGCACUCAAUUGCAAGCGACUCCACGAAUAGCGACCACAUAUUGCUUAAAUGUUGAGAAAAGUGCGCGACCUUAUCUUCCUUCGAAUCCUUCUCCAAGUCUCCCCCUUGUCCGAAUCCGCACCAUGGACGUGCACAGCGAUGACACUGAGAAGAAGAUCGACAGCUUCGUCGCUAAUAAGGAUGAUGCUUAUUUUGACCCGGUUUUAGUGGACCCGACUGAGGAGUUGUCUUUGCAUCGUGGUUUGAAAGCGAGACAGAUUUCUAUGAUAACGCUAGGAGGCUCGCUGGGCACAGGUCUCAUAAUCGGUUCGGGCACCGCUCUCGUUAGAGGCGGUCCGCUGGGACUCUGGUUCGGAUACUCCUUCAUGGGCAUGGUCUGUUACUUCGUUAUGAUCUCCCUGGGAGAAAUGUGCGCGUAUCUACCUCAUAAGAAGGGUUUUGCUGGCUAUGCAACUCGUUAUGUGGAUCCUGCUUUCGGGUUCGCUCUUGGAUGGAAUUAUGUAUUCAAGUAUUUUGUUCAAACUACGAAUAACGUGAAUGCGGCUGGCGCUGUGGUGCAGUAUUGGACCCUGCGCGUGCCUAUAGAAGUGUGGAUGGUGCUUUACAUUGCGUUGAUCUUUCUCAUCAACAUGUUAGGCAUUCGCGUCUUCGGCGAAUUUGAAUUCUGGUUCUGUAGCAUCAAGGUCGUCUCUCUGGUCGGUCUUAUCUUGAUGGGACUCAUCAUCGACCUCGGCGGUAAUCCCGAACACGAUCGCAUCGGGUUCAGAUACUGGAAAGCACCCUACGGACCUCUCCGUGAUUAUCUCCUUGCUGAAGUACACGACUCUCGUGUCGCUCAGUUUCUGGGGUUCUGGAGCAACCUUACCACUGCAUUGUUUUCGUACAUCGGCACGGAGCUGAUCGGCGUGACCGUUGGCGAAACUGAAAAUCCGAGAAAGAAUGUGCCAAAGGCUAUUCGUAGGAUGUUCUUCCGUAUUUUGGUGUUCUAUAUUGGUGGUACGUUCGUCAUUAGCUUGACGGUCCCGAGCAAUAGCAACGCACUUUUUGUGGCUAGUAAAUCUCCAGCCGGUGCUGCUGCGUCGCCAUUCGUCGUAGCGACGACCAUUGUUGGCAUCAAAGUCCUGAACCACAUCAUCAACGCCGUGGUGUUAAUCUUCGUACUGAGUGCGUCGAACUCAGACCUCUAUAUCGGCUCCAGGACGCUCUAUGGCCUCGCCGUGGAACGCAAGGCACCUCGCAUAUUCGCCAAGGUCAAUCGUGCCGGGGUUCCUUGGCCCUCGCUUAUUCUGAACACUCUGGUAUGUUUCUUGACAUUCCUUAACGCAACCUCUUCGAGUUCUGUUGCGUUCGGCUGGUUCGCGAGCCUUAUUGCAAGCUUCGGCGCUAUCACAUGGAUGUGUAUAUCCUAUACGCACAUUGCCUUCAUGCGCGCGUUGAAGGCCCAAGGAAUAGAUCGAGACACUCUCCCUUACAAGGCGCCCUUCCAACCGUACGCGUCGUGGUUUGCCUUGAUUUUCACAGGGAUUGUGCUCUUUUUCAACGGCUUUAGCGCUUUCCUGCCCUGGGUAUCGUCAUCCUUCAUCACAUCGUACAUUGCUAUCCCGAUUUUUAUUGUGCUAUGGGGCGGAUACAAAAUUUACUACCGCACAUCGACGAUCCCCGCUGCCGAAGCCGAUCUUUUCUCAGGAAAACGUGAAAUUGAUGAAGAAGAAGAACGAUUCUUAGCACGGGAAAAGUUGAAAGGUCCACGUUCGGCAUGGCAGCGAAUUUGGGACUCCCUAUAAUCAAUCAACCACAGAAAGAUUAUUUAGAGAACCCACCAAAGCUCAAAUUAAUGCACAUUUUUGGUUAUCCCUAGGGCUCCGCGUAUUUGCGCUGGUUUGAAUUGCAUGCGAGAUAAGACAUAUACACCUACUUGGGAACGUUAAGGUUCGCGCGGCGUUUCAUGUCGUUCAGGGACUCUUUAUGAGCUCUUUUCAAUCUAUGUCGCGAAGGGCGGUUCGCGCGCGGGAAAACUCUGGCCCAAUCCCGGCC